GGGACAGAAGAAGAAGAAGAAGGCGGAACUAGUUUGUGCAACACGUUUCCGGUCGGGUUUAUUUUGAGUGAGGACUCGUGGAGGUUGAUUUGCGCUCCAACAAACAUCACAUCUUCGGCUUCACGCUGGAUAACUCAAUGGCUGUACCGGGUCCGAACAAGGACAACAUCCGAGCUGGAUGUAAGAAAUGUGGAUAUCCGGGCCACUUGACCUUUGAGUGCCGAAACUUUGUCCGAGUUGACCCCCAGAAAGACAUCGUUCUGGAUGUAAGCAGCACCAGCAGUGAGGAAAGUGAAGAGGAUGAACCUGUAGUUCAGCGCACUGAGAAACUGGGGCGAAGUAGAGGUACCCAUGAGGAUGACAAAGACGGUAGAAAAGGGAGACACAAACGGAAGAAGAUCGGAGACAGAAAGUCAAGAAAGAGAUCGAACUCGUCGAGUGAUGAUGCUACAAAGAAGAAAAAGAAACGCAGCAGUUCCUGCUCCUCGUCUGACGACGAAGAGGAGAUGCAGAAGAAAAAGAAAGCCAAAAGCGGGAAGAAGAAAAGCAAGAAGAACAAACACGGGAAGCAUCAGAAGAAGAAACUGAAGAAGAGGAAACAAGAAUCAUCUUCCUCUUCUUCUUCUUCCAGCUCCAGUAAAUCCUCAGACAGUGACUGAGACAGCUGAACUGUGCGGUGUCUGGAGGUCCAACAUAUUUAUUCUCCAGUCCAUGAAAAGUGUGUUUUUGCAGAAAUAAGGCAUCUUGUUCCAUAUAAGUGUCCAAUACUGAGGAAUGGAUUUAAAUGAUUAAUUGGUGCAAAAACACUGUAGAGUGCAUUGUACACUGCAGAUAUGUUUUAUAUCAUCAUGCAAAUGGAAAAAAAAAUGUAUUUGGGGUUCUCUGAAGCAUUUGGGAAAACGUACAAACCAGGGAACAUAUUCUGAUAUCUCUUGUUUCUUUGUCCUUCCAGACCUGCUGUCAUUUGUUGUGCGCAGGGGAAUCUUCAGUACAGUCUGUUGUCAUUCAUAUUACUGAACAUCAUUGUGACGUUUUCAAGUCCAAUUAAGAAAUGUAGUUCAGGGGGAACAAAAGCCUAGAUAUCUUUAGUAACACGUUUCUGGAUGCUGUCCUUUUGUUUUUGUUCUUUUAUACACGUUGUUGCUUCAAUACUUCUUUGAAAUUGUACCCACAAAUAUUUUAAAAAGGUCAAAUGUGAAUGCCAAACAUGAUUCGACAUGGUUCGAAUGGCUAAGGGUAACAAUGACUAAUGCUCAAUAAACAGCUCAUUGUUUUUGUCAGUGCUGACGAGUCUGCAGCAGUUUGAA
Sebastes umbrosus (honeycomb rockfish) is the source of this 1307-nucleotide messenger RNA. It is a transcript of the gene srek1ip1, whose product is annotated as SREK1-interacting protein 1. The record is from RefSeq and is a predicted model, not a curated record. NCBI's taxonomy places the organism in Eukaryota, Metazoa, Chordata, Actinopteri, Perciformes, Sebastidae. The transcript is spliced from 5 exons. Gene Ontology annotation, molecular function: nucleic acid binding; zinc ion binding. The coding region runs from base 138 to 659 and encodes 173 amino acids.